AAUUAAAUACUUUUGCUUGGUCUUCAACUCUGUUAAAUGUAAGCUGCACAUAUUAUUAACAUAGAAAUAUUUCAUUUUCAACAGAAUAAGACACACGUCGCCGUAAAGCGUCAAUAUCAAAAUUCGUUACGUUAAAUUUCAAGCCUAUACGACUAUAAUAUAAGUUAUAUAAGUGUAUUUUAUAGAAACUUAGGCGUCUAUAUAUGUACAUUAAGAUGUGUUAGUGUGACCAAUGUGAGUAUGCAUACAAUAUAUGGUGUGUGUGUGGUGCGAACUCGUUGUACAAAAAUAAUUAUUGUAAUUUCGUGUAGUUUUAUUGCUAAAACUGCUUUUAUGUAUCGGGGUAAAAAUGUAACCAGAAAAAUUAUACCGCUUUUUAUUCGAUUAUUAUUGGUGGGCCGGUCAAAAAUUCUUGUCUUCAAGAACAAAAUUUCAAAUCACAACGCAACUGCAGCAUCAUGUGUAAUAUCACCAUCCAACCGUGCGUAUAAUGUGUAAAUGUAUAUUAUACAAUGCGUUUUUAUUAUAAACUGGAUUUAUUUCCGUAAAUAAAUAAUAACUAUUAUUAUUAUUAUUAUUAUUAUUACUACCGUCGGUAUCGUCCGUGUCUUCCGUCUGUCGGAAAAAAUUCGCAGCGUUGCGACGUCGUCGCAGGAUGGAGGGGAUGUUGACGGACGAACCGCGUCCGGAGCGGGACGGGGCCGAGAGGACGCGCACUGUCCUGGCCGUGGCACAACGAUGCUCGCCGCGUUCCGUGUAAUACUCGCGUGUUGCGCCGCCGGGUGUUGCGUGUGGCGGCGGGCCGCGUGCCUGUCGUCCGAGUCGACGCCACUGUACCUGCGGAGCGCGUAUCCGCUGUGGGACCCCAAGUCCACGCCGUCCCAUUCGGCCGCCGAGCCGCUGCUGCUCACGCCGUACCUGCGCAACGGCAACAUACUCAGGGCCAAGCAACUGGCCCGGGUGACCGAAGUGUACCGGCCGCAACACGUGGUCAGCUACUCCGGUUACUUCACGGUCGACGACCAACACAACUCCAAUCUGUUCUUCUGGUUCUUCCCCGCCACGUGUCUUUACCACGAAACAGAAGCACCGUUAAUUUUAUGGCUGGAAGGUGGCCCUGGUGCCAGUACAGCGUUCAGCGUGUUUAAAGAAAUCGGCCCGUUCAAUUCCUCCUUUGACGGGAAAACUUACACAAUUGACGAAAAUCCAUUAUCUUGGCACAAUAACAAUUCAUUACUAUUCAUCGACAGUCCUGUGGGCACAGGAUUCAGUUUCACUGAACACAUUGACGGUUAUGCAACAAACUUCACGACCGUUGGAGAACAACUCUUUGAAGCUCUAACACAAUUCUACACUAUGUUUCCCGAACAGCGACCAAAUCCGUUCUAUAUUGUUGCUGAAUCAUACGGUGGCAAGUUUGCACUUUCUUUGGCGUCAUUAAUCCACAAUGACAAAACAUUAGCUGACAUAAAAAUAGAUGGAAUCGCAAUUGGCAAUGGAUUUUUAGAUCCUGAAACAUUAUUGUGUUAUGGAGAUUUUCUAUACCAAAUUGGUUUAGUUGAUAACAAUACAAAACAAGAAAUUAAUAAAUUAGAAUCCCAAGGCAGAAAAGCAAUACACGAUAAACACUUUGUCGAUGCAUUUUAUGCUUGGAGUGGUAUAAUGAGUACGUUUAUUGAGCAAACUCAAUUCCCAAGCUUGUACAAUAUCAUUGACGGCGACACGAUUCCGUGGAAUUCCACAAACACCAUAGGGGACGUCAGCUACAUUGACUUGUUGCAGACGGUCGAUAGCCGAAGAGCUCUACACAUCGGUGAUAUUGAGUAUACCAGUUUGGGCGUGAUCUAUUACAAAAUGAUACCAGACUUUAUGACCUCGGUUAAGGAACACCUGGAACAACUAGUGACCAGCUAUCCCAUUCUGGUGUACAAUGGUCAGAUGGACCUGGUCGUGGCGUAUCCGCUGUCCGUCAACUUGUAUUCGAACAUGAAGAGCCCGUACGGCGCUGAUUACAAGAAAGCAAUCAGAAAACCGUGGUAUGUGGAUAAAAAGUUGGCCGGUUACAUAAAAACGGUCGGAAACCUCACAGAAGUGAUGGUGAGAAACGCGGGCCAUUUAGUAUCCUGCGACAGACCAGAAGUCUUGUACGAUCUCAUACAUAAAUUUAUUACAAAACGACUCAAUCAAUAAAUUGUCACCUACAUCCUAAAAUAGUUUAAAAUGUCUACUAAUUAUGUUCAUCGUGGUUACCUAUUUGUUUUUAACAAACCACAUUGACUGUACACUAUAGUUAUAUAAUAUAAUAUACAGGUAUUACUAUCUAAUUUAACUGUUUUUGCCUAUAAUAUUUUCUUUUUACUUAUAUAAACUUUUUCAUUACUAUCAUGACUAAAAUAGUUACUAGAGCGUUCCAAAGAUUAUUAUUACCAUAAUGUGUUUGAAAUUUAGCAAAAAACCACCAAAUCACCAAACCUCUUAUUAUUAUGUCUGCUGUCGUCAUUCGUCUAUUCAAUAAAAAGUAAUAAUAAAUUUAAAUAUGAUGAAGUUUUUUUUUAUAAAAAAUGUGUCCUAUGGAAAAUUAUUUUGUAGUCUUAAGUUUUUUUUU
Rhopalosiphum maidis (corn leaf aphid) is the source of this 2605-nucleotide messenger RNA. RefSeq names its product venom serine carboxypeptidase-like. Gene Ontology annotation, molecular function: serine-type carboxypeptidase activity. The transcript is spliced from 5 exons. Gene Ontology annotation, biological process: proteolysis. Bases 739 to 2190 code for a protein of 483 amino acids. Lineage: Eukaryota; Metazoa; Arthropoda; Insecta; Hemiptera; Aphididae. The record is from RefSeq and is a predicted model, not a curated record.